AUGGUAGACAACUUCCCAGUACGGUCAAACCAGCGAGCGGAAUUAUGUGCAGCAAUAUUAGGCUUGGAGUUAGUCGCUAAGACUUACGACAAGAAUUCCAACAGCGAAGCUGGAGCUUGGAUUGUCGCGACCGACUCCGAGUAUGUUGUGAAGGGGAUGACCGAAUGGUUACCAAAAUGGAGGCGCAAUAACUGGCGUACGUCCAAGGGUACUAAACCAGCAAAUCUGGAUUUGUUCCUUGCUCUCGAUGGCGCACUGGCAACGCACGAAGCGAAGAACGUGACAAUUGCAUUCUGGCAUGUUCCAAGAGAGCAUAACCAACUUGCCGAUGGCCUUGCAAAAGCGGCUGCUGCCUACGGUGAUGAGGCCAGGAUGUAG
Alternaria atra is the source of this 378-nucleotide messenger RNA. RefSeq lists its product as uncharacterized. The transcript has 3 exons. Lineage: Eukaryota; Fungi; Ascomycota; Dothideomycetes; Pleosporales; Pleosporaceae. Bases 1 to 378 code for a protein of 125 amino acids. Gene Ontology annotation, biological process: DNA replication, removal of RNA primer. Gene Ontology annotation, molecular function: nucleic acid binding; RNA-DNA hybrid ribonuclease activity. The record is from RefSeq and is a predicted model, not a curated record.